This is a messenger RNA of Ipomoea nil (Japanese morning glory), 792 nucleotides long. RefSeq names its product putative F-box/LRR-repeat protein 23. The record is from RefSeq and is a predicted model, not a curated record. Lineage: Eukaryota; Viridiplantae; Streptophyta; Magnoliopsida; Solanales; Convolvulaceae. Bases 16 to 792 code for a protein of 258 amino acids. Gene Ontology annotation, molecular function: protein binding. The transcript has 2 exons.
UGACCAGUACAGCCAAUGGCAAAUCCAUCGGCGUCGUGGGUGGAUCUUCCGCUAGAGUUAACGGCAAACAUUCUGCAAAGGCUGAGUGUGGAGGAUAUUUUCCAGAGCGCACUGGUGUGUACUGCCUGGUGGAGGCUAUGGCAAGAUCCCUCCAUGUGGCGCUAUGUGGACUUCUGGAAUCUAGUAGCUCAGCGGGGUAAAGCACGGGACUGGGAUAAAAUUUGCAGAGAAAUAGUGAAUCGUAGUGAGGGGCAACUUAUUUCCAUCAAACUAGGCCACUUUGCUACUGAUGAUCUGCUCUUCUACAUUGCUCAGAGAGCAAAACAGCUGAGACAUCUUGGUAUUAGGUCCAGCCAUGUUUCUGAUGAAGGUUUUAGUAAAGCUGUUAAUGAGUUUCCACUGUUGGAGGAGCUACACCUUGAAUAUUCUGCCAUUUCUAAACAAGGAAUUGAAGCUGCUGGACAGUCUUGCCCUUUCCUCAACUCAUUUUCCUUCAGGGUACGUAGAUUCCUAAACGGACCAUCUGAUGAGGAGGCUGUUGCCAUUGCAGAAAACAUGCAUGGGUUGAGACACCUUACACUUGGUGGAAAUGGAUUGACAGAAAAAGGCGUAGAGGCCAUCCUUGAUGGUUGUCCUCGCCUUCAAUCUCUCAACUUAGAGCAGUGUAAUCAUGUUUGGCUUGAAGGGGAGUUGAGGGAGAGAUGCUCUCAACAGAUUAAGGACCUAAACCAGCACGUUCGCAAUCCUGGUGCUUAUUUGCACAAUCUGCUUUUCCGACUUUUUUAUACGUAA